GUUAUCACAGAAAACCAGUAAAUACUAUACAUUAAAUGUUAAUUUCAUAACAUUGUGUUCUGUCAAUAUUUGGAAACUCACAAGUUAAAUUUUAAAACAUUGAACUAGUACUUAUCGUCUCAUCAUAUUUUUCUAAGUACUGUAUUACUGUUGAAAUAAUUUUAAAAAUGUUUAAGUUAAACAUUUUGUUAUUCAUUUAUGUUGUGCCUAGUUUUGCAGUUAGUACUUCAGAGUUAAAAUGUGAAGUUUGUUGUCGACUGGUUGAGUUAAUCCAAAAAAAUGUAAGCUCUGUAGACCCUUCUCGUGUUGUUCAAGUUUUAAAUUUUCGAUUAGAUGAAAAUGGUAAUAACCCUAGUAAUAUUGUUCCUUUAUCUCGUUCACAAAUUUAUUUAUCAGAAGUUAUGGAUUCAGUAUGUAAGCAAAUGUCCGAUUAUGUCCGUGCUACUUUUAAGGAAAAUGGUACAUUAACUGUUAUGCCGCUAGUACUAGAUGGUAAGAUGAAUCCUCUAAUGAGUGAAGUUGAUGUAAUACAAGACUCUGAUUUAAACAAAAGUUUGGAAUAUUAUUGUGAUGAUAUUGUUGAUGAUAUUGCAGAUGAUAUAUAUAAAAUUAUGAAAUCAGAAAAUAAUAAAAAUGUAGUGGAUGCCAUUUGUACAGAUACAGUUAAUUUAUGCCCAAUAAAAAAAAAUAGAGUAGAACUUUAAUAUAUUUGUUUUCUUAACGUUUUUUAUUUUAUUAUUAUAUAUUUUAUGUUUAUCUACUUAAAUAAUUGUUUCAUAAUAGUUAUAUCAUUUUCAUAAUAAACAUUUUAUAUUCAUAAUGUAUUAAGUGUUUUAUGGUAUAAUACUAAUAACUAUCUGUGAUAUAUUGAAUAAACAUUAUUAUUAAUAUUUAUCAUCUAUGGCUAGGAUACUUUGUGUUAUUUCGGUGAUAGUUAUUUAAAUAAGAUGUAAAAUAACAAUAUUGUAAAAAAUUUUAAAAAUACUCUCUGUCAUAUCUCUGAUAAUUACCACAAUUUGGAUAAUAAAUGUUUUUUUAUAAUA
Messenger RNA from Daktulosphaira vitifoliae (grape phylloxera), 1043 nucleotides. RefSeq names its product protein seele-like. The record is from RefSeq and is a predicted model, not a curated record. Gene Ontology annotation, cellular component: endoplasmic reticulum. NCBI's taxonomy places the organism in Eukaryota, Metazoa, Arthropoda, Insecta, Hemiptera, Phylloxeridae. The transcript has a single exon. Bases 168 to 704 code for a protein of 178 amino acids.